Plasmodium relictum is the source of this 1551-nucleotide messenger RNA. RefSeq names its product conserved Plasmodium protein, unknown function. The record is from RefSeq and is a predicted model, not a curated record. Bases 1 to 1551 code for a protein of 516 amino acids. The transcript has a single exon. Gene Ontology annotation, molecular function: protein binding. Lineage: Eukaryota; Apicomplexa; Aconoidasida; Haemosporida; Plasmodiidae.
AUGAGUGAAGAUAUAGAUGAAGAUAUUAUUUACGAAGAUAUAGAAAAUAAAAAUGAUAUAAUUGAUUUAAGUUCAGAUGAUGAAUUAAGCAGCUAUUCAUAUGCAAACGGUGAAAAUGACGAGUUAAUUAAAUAUAAGAAAGAGAAAAUUUCAUUUUUUAAAAAAUUUUACACAAAUAAAAGUAUUUACUUUAUUAAUUCAUUCAAAAAAUGGAUAUAUUUUGGUAGUAUAAACAAUAAAUGUUAUAUAUACAAUAAUUUUGAUAAUGAUUUAAAACAUUUUGUUAAUACAGUUAAUUCAGAAAAAUAUAAGGAAUAUGAUAAUGAAAAAAAAAAUGAUUUUAAAAUAAAUUUAAAAAAUGUGAAGCAUCAAAAAUACAGUGAUACAGUAACAAAUAUCAAAUUUUCUAAAAAUAAUAAAUAUGUCGCUGUAAGUAUAUAUAAUGGUGAAAUAUAUAUAUAUGAAAAUAAUGACUAUGACAGAUCAGAGAUUUUAAAUUACAAUAUAAAUAAUAUAAAACAAAAUAUAAAUAGUAGUAACAGCUUAUUAAAUAUAUAUAAUUGGAAUAUUGAAAACAAAGAAAAAACAGAAUAUGUAAAUGAAGAAAUGAAAUUUAUUAAUAUUUUAAGUAUUAAUGAUUCAAAUAAUGAAAAAGAUUUAGAAUAUUUUAUGUUCUGCCCAUUUAAUGAAAAUAUUCUUAUAAGUAUUUAUCUAAAUUCAACAAAUAUAUAUAUAUGGGAUAUACUAGAAAGUAGUCCUAUACAUAUUACUCAUACUAUUAACAUUCCUACCUUUUUAAAUAUAUGUAAUUAUGAAAACAACUUUUAUAUAAUGGCUGGAUUUGAUAAUGGUGAAUGUUAUGUUUAUGACUAUGACAUAUAUAAUUUAAAGAGAAGAGAUUCAAGUAAAAAUUUUGAAAAAAAAAAAAAAAUGGAAUACAUUGAAACAAACAAUUCUAAUAAAAUAACAUUAAGCGAUAAUAUAUUAACAAACAAUGAAAUAGAUAAUGUUAACGAUGUAUUAUGUAUAGACAAUCACAUAAUGAAUGAAAUAUAUGUAGCAACACAUAAAAAUAUCAUCAAAAUAUACAACGUAAAUAAUAAUAAUAUUAUUAGCACAUAUAAUAACUUACAUAAUGACAUAAUAGAUUACUGUUUAUUUAAUAAUAAAAAAAACAACUUAUUUGCUUCUUCGUCUUUAGAUAAUAAAAUAAAUAUAUAUGAUUUUCAACAUAAUAAAUAUAUUAAUCAAUUUAAUGUUAAUUAUGACUUUAAUGAAUUAGAUAAAAAUAGUCAAAUAGAAAAAGGUAUAAAUUUUUUAAAAUGGAUUAAUACAAAUUUAUUAUUAUUUUCCAGUUUAAAUGGAAAUAUAUAUAUUUAUGAUAUAAGAUUAAGAAAAUGUAUUCAUCAAUUUUAUUGUCAUGUUGAUACUAUAUUUAAUGUAAAUGUAUCACUUCAUUUAUAUGAAAAUAAAAAUAUAUUAUCAGUAUUGACAGCAAGUGACGACAAUUCUUCUAAUAUACACUUUUUUGAUAUUUCUUCAUUUAUUUGA